Messenger RNA from Corvus hawaiiensis (hawaiian crow), 5196 nucleotides. RefSeq names its product carbohydrate sulfotransferase 9 (gene CHST9). The coding region runs from base 3599 to 4750 and encodes 383 amino acids. Lineage: Eukaryota; Metazoa; Chordata; Aves; Passeriformes; Corvidae. Gene Ontology annotation, cellular component: membrane. The transcript has 4 exons. Gene Ontology annotation, molecular function: sulfotransferase activity. The record is from RefSeq and is a predicted model, not a curated record. Gene Ontology annotation, biological process: proteoglycan biosynthetic process; carbohydrate biosynthetic process.
UGCAACAUUUGGACCUAGCCUUUAAAUUGUCAACAAUCCACAGUAUGCAAAUUACUUUAAUUAUAGCAGUAGGCCAAUAGUGCUGAUGCCCAAAAGUUAUGUCGGGGGUGGAUGCUCAAUUAUCACAUUUUCUUUUCUAGAUCCCUAGGAAGGCAGGAAAUUCAGUCCUCUCAAACUGGUUUUUUACCCUUCACUAAAUAUUUAAGCAAUAGCAAUUGGUGUGGCUUUAGUCCAAAAUAAUUCCUAAUCUGAGAAGAAUUUUUCCACAUUUCAUUUAUGUUUAUUUUCACAUUCUUUAAUCAGAUUUCAUGUAAAGAAUUAUGUUCAUUAGAACUAAAUACUAAUAACAAGCUAAACAGAACUAUGCCUUUUUCCCUUAGUCUGUGGAAAUAUGUGAAGACCUUGUCCCUGCAGUUAGCAAGAAGUCAAUGCCAAGUUUUGUUGGUAAUCACAUACAAUAUUGACUGUGUUCUCCUGUCAGAAGAAAAAUGUCUCAUCCCGAGUGCUCACUUCAUUAGAAAUCAGUAAUUUACAUGUGAAUAAAGCCAUCACAUCAUGUGACUGUGUUGCUUAGUAUUUGCUGAAGCUGACUUGGUCAGUAAUUCUCAUGCUGAUUCAUGUCAGACUUGCAGAAUUAUUUUUAAUGCCUGAAAAAGAAUGCGGUUCACUAGGGAAGAACAAACAAGGUGGGUUUUUCAGUCAUAAAAAACCAUGUUAAAUGCAAAGGACUCCCUCAGAAUUCUUUUUUCACCUUUGUAGAUGACACAUUAAUCCUGCCCUCAGUUUGGGGUAUCAUCAGCACUACCAGUACUAGUACACACCCAUGGUCUGCAAACCAGGACCAGGUAGGCUUGUUUCUUAAAUCAGUCUGCCAGUCAUGAACAUGACUGCAAUUUCAGCUGUAAAUUCUGCCUCUCCUUGCUGUGCCUGGCAUGGCACAUCCUAUGGGAAGAUUGUUGUCUGAAGGCUGCUGUGUACAUAGUAGUUGUGUGCUAUAUGGUCACAUUCUUCUCGUAGGUCUCCACUGAACUGCACCUGCACAUUUAUGGAUGCAAAUUGUAUCUCAGUACCAGCUUUUGGUAUGUACAUAUGGUCCUUUACAAGCAGCAGCAAUAUAUUUUGUGGGCAGAAAUUGCUGGCAUGUACAAAACCUGCAGGUGUGGUUUUAAAGCCUAUUUUACCCUCUGUGCAUGAAAAGGAUGUGCUGUAACUGAGAGCAUCUACUUAGACUCUGCUCAAGUGAUCAAAAUGAUCCAGUGCAGCAUUUAUGCGUUUGAUGUUGAGGUACUUUGCAUUUUCUGGGUACUGGAUACCACCUUACUGCUGUUCUUUGAGUCUCUGUUUAAUUAAAAAGAAUAAUUUAACUAUGUUUUCAGUGACAUAUGUUGAGUUCAGUUCUCAUAAAGAUUUCUCCAGCUGAACUUUCUUCAUCACCCGCACCACUUUCUGCUUCUGAGAGCUGCCAAUAUCCUCGUUGGUGUAGCAAGGAUGGCGCACAGAGGGAGGCACAAUGGGCAUUCCUAAAGUGAGCAAAAGGCUCCUCCCAAGGACAGUAUGGUGCUGCUUGUGAGGCUUGGAGCAUCAGGGUGUUUCACCUGCAGGCAAGGAGGCAGCUGCAAUUAUCCAUAGUAGGUGCAAUAUAUACCCAGUUGCUACACAGCUGGCCAAAUCUAGUGGUAGGGCAGAUUGCAAGCCUGAAGUACAGGUUUGGCUUUAAAGACAUCAAGCAUAAAAGAAAUUUUUUUUUGCGUAAUUUUAAAUGUACUCUCAUAUAGUGGAGGUGAAUCCUUUACAGACUGGCCUUCAGAGGUGAUUUUAGUUUUCUGGGAAAGUGUUAUCAUGAGAUCUUGGUUAAAUAACUGCUGACAGUUCUCUCUAACAUUAAUUUUCAUUUACUUCUAUACAUAAAUUGUUGUAUACUUUUCCUUUUCCCCUUUUCCCUAAUCGACUGCCUCGGAUGAUACAGUUUGAAUUUUCCGAUGUUCAGAGAACAUGACUAAAGACGUGACAUAUUUUUAUAUGUCAUUGCACAUUUCCUGCUGAGGUUAGCUGGUGCAUCAUUAUCAGCUUUCUUGUAAGGAGCUCCUUAAAAUAUCGUACUUUUAGUGAUAAAAAAACAAGUAAAAAGUAAAAAAAAAAAAACCCAAACAGUGCUAAGGUUGUGUAUGCAGAAAGUCAGAUAAAUAUGUUAAUUAAGGCUAUAAAUGAUCUUUGCCUAAGAACCUUAUUUCUUUAUAACAAUAAAAACUGAGGGUCCAUAAUCUUUUCUUGUAGUGGAGAAUCUGUGGGAAGAAGAUAUUCUACCAUGCUCUAGACAACAAAAAAUUGACUCAAGUUACAUUAAUUAAAUAAGUAGCUUUGUUUGAUAAUAUAAACCGCUUUGGUAACAUUUAAGUAACAUAGUUAUGAAUGACAAGCAUAAAAACUGUAUCCUCUCAUAAUUCGCAUUCACAUUUCGGAAAUUGAUUCUUUAGAUUUCAUGCUCUUGCCAAACUAUGAACCCAUUUGAGAAUUGAAUCUGUGGCAGUGGAUGAGCUUCCUAUCCUCUUUGUCUUUUGCCAACUUCUUUUGAGUAGCACAAACCUGAAUGCUUACGCAUCUUGGAUUCAUAUUAUGUUCUCAGUCAUGGAUGACCUUUUACAAAUGACUUCCAAUAGCUAGAGCUGAAGUCAACCACAAGAUUUGGUCAUAAAAGGUCAUAUUCUAGUUAUACAAAAUGUAGACAAAUUUGAAAUCCCUGCAGCAACUGAUUGCUGUAGGUUUUUGGUUUGUAUCUGACCAAUUUUAAAUUCAAAGCCAUACAUUAGAAAAUGUUAUGUUCUACAUUUGUUUCUCUUUUCUUUUCUUCUCCUAAUUUUCUUUCGCUAUAAAAUCAUUUAGUUUACAGAUUUUUUUUUUACUUUUCCAGUUCUUAAAGUUCUAUUUCAUAGGGCUCCUAUUUCACCUUUUCCUUUUCCCCCUUUUCUUCUUUACUAGUGGAUUAAUUACAGAUUACUCCUUGUAAAUGUGAAUAGUGUCUUUCUCUUACUGUCAGGUUCUCACUGGGAAAUAUUCUACUUCUAACUGGAAUGAUUUCAGAGAAGUUGUUUGAGGCCACUCUGCUAAGAGCAUGCCUUAGAGUGUCACAUUUAGACCUCAAACAAAGAAACAGGGCAGAUUUAAACAAGUACAGUUUGUUUUUGUAGGCAUAACUCAGAAUGAAUAGUAAAUUAAAAGAAUAUUUGCUCUCAUCACCACUGGUCACAUCCUGGCCUUAUGUUGUACAGACAAUUAAUCUUCUUUUUAUUUCUGAAAUACAGAAACUGUAGACUAAGGCUUCCCAUGGUGACUUUGCUGUGGGACUCUACUUUGUAAUUAGUGCCAAGAAGCUGGAUUUUUCCAUCCCUGUUUGGGCUUGCUGUGUGCUUAACUUGCUCACUCUACUACUUCUGAUUCACACUAGAGAAGCUUUGCAGCUCAGCUGUUUGUGGUGCAGUUGUCCUAGCAGUUAUAGAAAGCACAGCCUUGUAGAAGAAAACCAGCAAACAAGGCUGCUUACUAAUUCCAUUAGUGAGGAUCCUGGUAAUUUGGUCUCAUUUGAAAAUAUUUAUCACUGCUGAUGAGGCAGAGAGCAGAGUCUGGAAAAAAGCUGCAACAAGAGACAAUUAAUCAGGAUUUCUCACUCGAGCCUCCGGGGAUGCCAAGGAAGGCAGCGUGGAGGAGAAGCGCUCCUGUGGGCUUCAGUAGCCGUGAGAUGGCUGUCUCGAGCAGCAGGCACUGGCAGGGCAGGGCUGACCCUUUCAGUGUGGUGGCUGCCUCCUCAGGGAGCCGACUGCCUGAGCAGCAGAAGACGAGCGAGUCCCCUCUCAGCUGGUUCAGAGGGGUGUAUCUACCUCCUGCUCUCCACCCAUUAAACAAGACAUUCAUCAAGGGUGACGAGUGGCAGGACAUAGACAGCAUCCAGGAAAAGCGCAGGGCCUUCCUGCAGGACUUCUGCAAGACAUACAACAGCAGAAAGAAGCUGCAAACCCACCUGGUGCACCUGGUGUCAAGAAUUUAUGUGGAGGACAGGCACAAGGUCCUGUACUGCGAAGUGCCAAAAGCGGGCUGCUCCAACUGGAAAAGGGUCCUCAUGGUGCUCAGUGGACUCGCUGCUUCAGCAAACAACAUCUCCCAUGAUGAUGUGCACUAUGGAAAGCAUCUAAGAAAACUGGACAGUUAUGACCUAAAAGGGAUAUAUACACGCUUGAACACGUACACCAAGUUUAUAUUUGUUCGGGAUCCUAUGGAAAGACUGGUAUCUGCCUUCAGGGAUAAGUUUGAACAUCCAAACAGCUAUUACCAUCCAGUAUUUGGGAAGGCAAUAAUUAAGAAGUAUAGACAUAAUGCAGAUGAAGAAGCAUUGAAAACAGGAUCGGGAGUUAAGUUCAAGGAGUUUAUCCAAUAUUUGUUAGAUUCCCAUCGACCAGUAGGAAUGGACAUUCACUGGGAGCAAGUCAGUAAGCUCUGCUAUCCCUGCCUUAUCAACUACGAUUUUAUAGGAAGGUUUGAAACCCUGGAAGAAGAUGCCAAUUACUUUUUGCAGCUGGUAGGUGCUCCAGCCCAUCUGAAGUUUCCUAAAUUCAAAGACAGACAUUCCUCUGAUGAGAGAACAAGUGCAGAAGUAGUGAGGCAAUAUUUAAAGGAAUUGUCUAAGGAGGAGAGACAGCUGACCUAUGACUUCUAUCACUUGGAUUACUUAAUGUUCAAUUAUACAUCACCACUUGUAUAGCACCAGAAUAGCUUCAGGCUUCUAUUAGAUAUUUAUCAUUCUGGGAUUCAAAACAACUACUUUGAUAUUAGCCCUGAAAGGAAACGAAGUUACUGCUAAGUAGAGUUGUCUUGACUUAGUGGGGAUUUUAUAAGCUAGAGUGAUAUCAAUUGAUAGUAAAUUAUGGAGAAUGCAAAGAAAAAAAGUCCUGUAGACAGCAUAAAUUGUACUAAAAUGCCUGGAAAAGUGGCUUUUACCAUUAUGGAUUAUACCAUGGAAGCAGUAGCUCAGCUAGCUGUUGCAUUAGCUUACCUAAUGUUCUUUUAAUGGUUUAAGAAAAAUCAUUCAGAGUGGCAUGAUUCUUUUUUUGGUGUCUUUGCUUUAGAAAUUGGUUUUGAAAAAACUUUUGAAUGUAUUUUUACUUUCUGUCACUUAUUAAUAAAGAAUCAUGGGCUAAUUUUCUAAAA